AUGGCGUCUGGUAUACCAUAUACGCCAAAACCUGCGACCGACAUCUUCACACCAUAUCAGACGGACAUCGACCGACGGCAAUGCAAACGCACAGUGCCGAUGAAGGUACUUGCUCUGGGCUUGGGACGCACAGGUACAGCAUCGUUACGAACAGCGCUGAAAGAACUGGGCUACACAGACACAUAUCACAUGCUCUCUGCCUCAAUGGAGAACCCGCCGGAUAGCCUUUGCUGGCAGGAUGCUUUCGCUGCAAUAUACGAGGGAAAGGGAAAAUUCGGUCGCGAAGAAUUCGACGCAAUCCUCGGACAUUGCCAGGCAGUCUGCGAUUGGCCAGCAAUCGCAUUCUCAAAAGAAUUGAUUGAGGCGUACCCAGAAGCGAAGGUGAUCAUCACAACCAGAGAUGUCGAUACAUGGCAUGACUCGGUGCUGAAAACGGUCAACUGGCGCAACAAUGAUCCAGAAUUAAAGCUCUUGGCCAAUAUGGACUGGGGAGCGGGGCUGUACCAGCCAAUGCUGGCUAAGUUCUUUCACCACUUCUUCAAGGACGAUUUCGAAGGUCAGGGAAAGCAGAUAUUCAAUGACUACUACCAGAGCAUACGUGAGAUGGUUCCACCUGGUCAGCUUCUUGAGUACAGAGUCAGCUCGGGCUGGAGGCCGCUGUGCGAAUACCUCGGACACCCUAUACCAGACGUUCCGUUUCCACGGUCGAACGAUGCAGAUGGCUUUGUACAAAGAUGUCGAGCACAGAAUCGGAAACAAGCUUUGAACGUCAUCUUCAGGUUGGUCGUGGUCGGUGUUCCCAUCAUGACGGCUGCGCUCUCAGCCGGACUGGCAUACAAUCAUUACUUGCCCAAGAUCGUUCUGCCGCCCCUUUCGAUAUUCAAUGCAGCAACUGCAUGA
Molecule: messenger RNA, 900 nt
Organism: Cyphellophora attinorum
Lineage: Eukaryota; Fungi; Ascomycota; Eurotiomycetes; Chaetothyriales; Cyphellophoraceae
Exons: 2
Coding region: 1-900 (299 amino acids)
Source: RefSeq, a predicted model, not a curated record